Phragmites australis (common reed) is the source of this 366-nucleotide messenger RNA. RefSeq lists its product as uncharacterized. NCBI's taxonomy places the organism in Eukaryota, Viridiplantae, Streptophyta, Magnoliopsida, Poales, Poaceae. The record is from RefSeq and is a predicted model, not a curated record. The transcript has a single exon. The coding region runs from base 1 to 366 and encodes 121 amino acids.
AUGUCUACAUGCAACCCGUGCGCCAUGCCAAUCGAAGCUCGCUCCAAGUUGGUUGCUGCAGCUAGCGCCUCGGUCUCCAACCCGACACUCUACCACAGUCUUGCAGGUGCUCUCCAAUACCUCACCUUCACCAACCCCGACAUCACGCAUGCUGUACAGCAGGUUUGUCUCCACAUGCACGAUCCGCGAGAACACUUCCUGUUGAUCAAGUGCAUCCUGCGGUACAUCAAGGGAACAAUCAGCCACGGCCCGCAGCUCUCUCGCAGCUCCUCCCACGACCUCAUCGUCUACAACGCAGACUGGGCGGGCUGCCCCAACACUCGCAAGUCUACUUCAGGCAUUGCAUCAUCGUCGGCGACAACUUGA